This is a messenger RNA of Anopheles cruzii, 4562 nucleotides long. Its product is annotated as NAD(+) hydrolase sarm1-like. The transcript has 13 exons. Gene Ontology annotation, biological process: response to axon injury; signal transduction; negative regulation of MyD88-independent toll-like receptor signaling pathway. The record is from RefSeq and is a predicted model, not a curated record. Gene Ontology annotation, molecular function: protein binding; signaling adaptor activity; NAD+ nucleosidase activity. Gene Ontology annotation, cellular component: dendrite. Bases 1 to 4527 code for a protein of 1508 amino acids. NCBI's taxonomy places the organism in Eukaryota, Metazoa, Arthropoda, Insecta, Diptera, Culicidae.
AUGGCGAGUCCAUUCUCGAACCUUCGGCUACCCACGCUGUCAAAUGGUAGCGCCAGAGUUGGCACUUCCCCCCCUGCCGACACGCCGACCGAGGAGGAUGUCCUCAUUCUGCCGCUGAUUCCGCGCCGCAACUCGGAACUGCCUCCUGGCAAACGCCAGGCCCCGCUGAAGCUGUCAAUCCCGAGUCCCCGGGCAUCGUUCGGAGGCCUUACGUCGCCAGAGAUGCCCCAGGUGCAGCGCCAGGCAGCGACGGCCCCGGUUAGCACCGGUGGACAAGCGGGCCCGUUCGGUCCCUCCGGUAGUCCUCGGUUGAACGAGUUCCAUCAGCACCAUGCGACGUUUCCGGAGUUCGACACGAUGGAGUCGCCCAUGCUGCAGCUCAACAGUGCCGAUCACUCGCCCAUCCUGACGCAGCUGAUGGAAGUGACCAGCCCGGGCACUCCGGCCAGCCAGGCCAGUAGCUGCAGCAACGGAAGCAACGCAUCCUCCAUCUCUCGCCUGAUGCGCCUGAGCCCAGGCCUCUACCACCACGCGGGGGGCACCAUGUCCCCGUUCCCGUCCGAGAUGGCGCCAAACGGAGGAGGUAUCGUCGGGUCGUCGGCACGACCGAGCGAUCGGCUCGGCGCCAGAGUUGGCACUUCCCCCCCUGCCGACACGCCGACCGAGGAGGAUGUCCUCAUUCUGCCGCUGAUUCCGCGCCGCAACUCGGAACUGCCUCCUGGCAAACGCCAGGCCCCGCUGAAGCUGUCAAUCCCGAGUCCCCGGGCAUCGUUCGGAGGCCUUACGUCGCCAGAGAUGCCCCAGGUGCAGCGCCAGGCAGCGACGGCCCCGGUUAGCACCGGUGGACAAGCGGGCCCGUUCGGUCCCUCCGGUAGUCCUCGGUUGAACGAGUUCCAUCAGCACCAUGCGACGUUUCCGGAGUUCGACACGAUGGAGUCGCCCAUGCUGCAGCUCAACAGUGCCGAUCACUCGCCCAUCCUGACGCAGCUGAUGGAAGUGACCAGCCCGGGCACUCCGGCCAGCCAGGCCAGUAGCUGCAGCAACGGAAGCAACGCAUCCUCCAUCUCUCGCCUGAUGCGCCUGAGCCCAGGCCUCUACCACCACGCGGGGGGCACCAUGUCCCCGUUCCCGUCCGAGAUGUCCGACAUUGCUGACACCGGGACGCCCACACCGACUUCAACGAGACACAAUCUGUUCGCCACCUCCAAUGCGCCAUUGUCGGGCUCUGCAUCCGGUUCCAGCGCAGCAUCCACCAGCUCGAUGUCGUCGUCUUCGGCCGCCCAGGAGCUACUCAACCGAAGCGUCGGCAGCACGAAAAGCUCCAAACUGUCUUCGUCCUCCACGUCCUCCUCGAGCACGACCACGAGCCAUGUGGCGCAGAGCACGUCCUCCUCCACGCAGCGGAUGUCCUCACUAAAGUCGUCGGCGGCCGCCGUCAAGCAGGGGCUGGGCGAGAUGCAGAACUCGAUCGCCGAGAUGAAGAACAUGAUGGGCCACAACAGCACCAGCACGUCCUCGACCACCACCUCUUCGUCGUCCUCGUCCUCCACGCAGCAGAGCUCGUUGUCCUCCGUGUCGUCGUCCAGCAAGAUGGCGGCCGUCGCCAACCACAACCAUCAGGCGCGGAAGCUCUCGAACACCCUGUCGAGUACCUCGUCUAAAAUCAGCGAUCUCCAGAAGCGGUUACGCUCGUCCAUGGACAGUCUCGACGAUCCACAGGGCCAGGACCCGCUGGUGACGUUCCCCGACUCGGAAACGGAUGACGAUCUGUCAAGCAUGACGUCGGCACUGCGUCCAAUGAACGGCACGAACGGUGCUGCCGGGCCGCUUGUACCAAACGGUCACGGCGGGCCGGCGACCCUCGCGGCGGUGAACGGCGUGGCCGGCACGAUCGAGUCGGUCAAGUACGAGGAGAAGAAAACGACCUCCGAGUCGAAGACGAAGGUGGUCAAGGAUGGGUUCAGCAGCGAGCAAGCGACGCUCGCGUCGGCCGAAUCGAAGAAGCUACACGCCGGCGACCUGCAGUACCAGGAGCAGGCCGCUCUCGCCGCCAUGAGCACCCGCACGGAGAUGGACGGCGUGACGGCGGAGGAGAAGGGCGCCAUACUGAAGGAGGCCCGCUCCAUGAAGAUGGGUGACUUCCAGCAGGCGGAAGCGAACAACAUAGCGGCCCACAGUCGGAAGGUGCAGAGCGAUCACUUCAGUGCGGAAAACAAAGCGAUAUCGCAGGCACAACAGAAGCAAACUGUGACGGCGGCCGGUAUCUUUAACCAGGAGAAGCACGUUUCGUCCUCGACGCAAUCCUCGUUCACAAUGUCGAACACGAGCACGAUCAGUGCGUCGUCGUCGGCGCAGAUGAGCACCCUGUCGUCGUCGACCCGGAACGGUAUGCUACAGGAUCAGCAAGAUUUCCCGUCGUUCGAGGAUCUCGAGCGGCUCGGUAGCUGCCCGGACGAGAUCGAGGGCACGAUCUCCAAGUACUCGACCCACCUGGAGCGGUACGUGCAAAGUCUCCAGCAGACGGAACCCCUGAAGCGAGCGCCCCCCAUGUUGAACCAGAUGAACGAGAUCAUCCGGCGGGCGUGGGCCGUCCCGACGCAUGGCCACGAACUCGGGGCGACCCUUUGCGAUACGCUCCGUAACACCGGCGGUCUCGAUCUGCUGAUGCGGAACUGUGUCGACAACGACUCGGAGGUCCAGUUCUCGUCAGCCCGGCUGCUCGAGCAGUGCCUGACGACCGAGAACAGGACGCACGUGGUAAAGAACGGCCUCGACAAGGUGGUGAACGUGGCGUGUGUUUGUACGCGCAACAAUGCUACGGACCAUUCGCGGGUUGGAACCGGCAUCCUGGAGCACCUAUUUAAGCACAGCGAGGAUACGUGCUCGAACGUAAUCCGGCUCGGCGGACUUGACGCGGUCCUGUUCGAGUGCCGCAAGAACGACGUGGAGACACUGAGGCACUGCGCAGGAGCACUGGCCAACCUCUCGCUGUACGGCGGAGCCGAGAACCAGGAAGCGAUGAUCAACCGAAAGGUACCGUCGUGGUUGUUCCCACUGGCGUUCCACAACGACGAGAACAUCAAGUACUACGCGUGCCUCGCGAUCGUGGUGCUCGUCGCGAACAAGGAGAUCGAGGCGGAAGUGAUCAAGUCGGGCACGCUCAACCUGGUGGAACCGUUCGUCACGACACACAACCCGUCGGACUUUGCCAAGUCGAACCUGGCGCACGCACACGGCCAGAGCAAACACUGGCUGGAGCGGCUGGUGCCGGUGCUGAGCUCGAAGCGCGAGGAAGCGCGCAACCUGGCCGCGUUCCACUUCUGCAUGGAGGCGGGCAUCAAGAAGGAGCAGGGCAACACGAACAUCUUCAAGGAUAUCGGUGCGAUCGAACCACUCAUUCGGGUGGCGAGCUCCCCGAACGCGAUCGCUUCGAAGUUCGCCGCCCAAGCUCUGCGGUUGAUCGGUGAAGAGGUUCCGCACAAACUGUCCCAACAGGUGCCGCUCUGGUCGACGGAGGACGUGCGCGAGUGGGUCAAACAGAUCGGGUUCAGUGAGUACGAGCAGCACUUUUACGACUCGAAGGUCGACGGUGAUUUGCUGCUGCAGCUCCAGGAACCGAACCUGCGGGAUGACAUCGGCAUCAAGAACGGGAUCCAACGGAUCCGGUUCGAGCGGGAGUUGCAGAACCUGAAGAAAAUGGCCGACUAUAGUUCGCGCGAUCCGGAUGGGCUGCAUAGCUUCUUGAACCGGAUCGGAGCGGAGUAUACGAUCUACACGUACGCGCUGCUAAACGCCGGUGUCGAUCUCGAAUCGCUACGCGAUCUGGACGAGGAUCAGCUGAUUUCGCCGUGCGGUAUCCGCAACUCGAUUCACCGGGCGCGCAUCCUGAACGUGAUCAAGCUGAGCGACUCGAUCCCGGCGUUCCGGUCGGAGCAGAGCAGCGAGAAGAGUCUGGACGUGUUCGUGAGCUACCGGCGGAGCAAUGGGUCGCAGUUGGCCAGCUUGCUGAAGGUCCAUCUGGAGCUGCGUGGGUUCUCCGUGUUCAUCGACGUCGAGCGGCUGGAGGCGGGCAAGUUCGACAACAAUCUGCUGCAAAGCAUCCGGCACGCGAAACACUUCCUGCUGGUGCUGACCCCGGAGGCGCUCGACCGCUGUCUGGACGAUGCCGAGGGCAAGGAUUGGGUGCAUAGGGAAAUUGUGGCCGCGCUCAACUCCGAGUGUAACAUCAUUCCGAUCAUCGACAACUUCCAGUGGCCGGAACCGGAGAAGCUGCCCGAGGAUAUGCGCGGCGUGUGCCAUUUUAACGGCGUGCGCUGGAUCCACGAUUACCAGGAUGCGUGCGUGGACAAACUGGAGAGGUUCAUGCGAACGGAGGCGAACAAUCGGGGCGACGUGCACGGGCGUUCCAAUCUGCCGCUCCGGCAGGCCGGGGAUGUGACCCCGUCGUCGGUGAUCUACCAUCGCACGCACAGCAAUGACUCGGGCAAGAGCAGCGACAAGGAGAACGGAGGGCGGAACCUCGAAUGACUAGAUGCCCCUUCGGCUGUCAGUCCGGCCAGUGG